This is a messenger RNA of Aptenodytes forsteri (emperor penguin), 2130 nucleotides long. It is a transcript of the gene HINT3, whose product is annotated as histidine triad nucleotide binding protein 3. Lineage: Eukaryota; Metazoa; Chordata; Aves; Sphenisciformes; Spheniscidae. The transcript is spliced from 5 exons. The record is from RefSeq and is a predicted model, not a curated record. Bases 72 to 359 code for a protein of 95 amino acids.
AAGACCUUGUUUGCUUUAGAGAUAUCAGACCCGGUGCCCCCCAUCACUAUCUGGUGGUGCCGGUGGAGCACAUGGGAAACUGCAAAACGCUGAAGACGGAACACAUACCUGUAGUGAAGAGAAUGAUGGAAGUUGGAAAAGCUGUCCUCCAGAGAAAUAAUUUUAGUGACUUGAAUGAUAUAAGAAUGGGUUUUCACUGGCCUCCGUUCUGCUCAAUAUCCCACUUGCACCUUCACGUCCUGGCCCCAGCCAGUCAGCUAGGAUUCUUAUCCAGACUCAUUUACAGAAUCAAUUCCUACUGGUUUAUCACGGCUGAACAACUGAUUGAGCGACUGCAAACUGAAAAUGCUGCCAGUUGAAAGCACUCUUAGCCUUGUGUCGCUAGCCGGUUUGUUCUUUGUCUUUGAACUCUGAUUUAAGGUUGUACAGUUUGAUGUUACCAAUAAUAAAUACCAGGAUAAAAAAAGCUUUAGUUCCUUAUGAGGAAAUACACACAGAAUUUGUAGCUGCCAAUCUAAUUCUCCCAUUUGGAUACUUGAGUCUGUAUACUUCUCUGACAAUAAGGCGAUGUAUUUUAAUUAUAAUUUUAUAUUUGUGUGUAUAUAUAUAUACGUACAUAAUACAUACACACACAUAUGCACACGUGCAGAGAACUGUUCUUAGUAAAAGGCAGGGUACAGCAGCAGAAUGUACUGCAACUAAGGCAACAAGUUACUACUAACAGCAUGUAUGUGGUACCAAAAGGAAUAUUUGUUGUGGAAUCAAGCUUUUAUUUUAAAGAUGCAUUGUUCUGGGAUCGCAAGUAACAUUUAAAACAUUUACGUUUCCAUCUGUGUUUGUAUGAUAUGUUACUUAUGCCUAGUUAUUAGUAGGUACAUUGCUGAAAGUACACUACUAACUUUCUGGUGCUAAACCACUUUAAUGUAUUACCUGUCUUAUUUGCAUGACAGUGAUAUAGUAAAUGUUAAUACAAUAGGUGCCCAGGGUGUGAUAAUGCUAUAUAACAUAGAAUAUAGUUUAAAUGUAUGUGUAAGUGGUUGUAUGUUGGACUUAAAGAUUGUUUCCCUCUUACGUGCACAAUAUUUUAAAUUAGUUAUCGUAUGUUUACAAAAAAUGUGAUGAAUUUGGAGGAACUGAUUUAAUAUACCACUCUUCUGUGUGAUGGUAGAAAAAAAAAUCCAAAUUUUUAGAUGGUUCUGAUAUUGUUCUCACUGGAAGUCCUUUGGAGAUUACUGAUGCCUUGGCUAAAUUUGAUUUCUAAAUGAAGUCGUAAAAGAAACGGGUCUUUAGUGCAGUGAGUAUGUGGCAGGCUUGCAUAAUAGCAAUCUGUUUUGAAUUUGGGAUAGCAGGGACUCAGCCCAAAACUGGAACAUGUUGGGUUGCUUAAGGAACCUGCUGAACAUCUGCCUUUGCUGUACCACUCUAAUCACUAAUGCUAGCGCUCUGUUUUUCAAUGCCGUAUUAAGGCAGACUGUUUGGAAAGCUAAAACUCCAGAAAACACGGAGUGGAUUUUCUUCAUUCACAGGGCGUAGCUCUUGGUGCCUAACUGAUCAAGUGUGUGUCCUUGGCUCAUGCAUUUAGAUGCAGCUGAGGUGGUGAUGGUCUGUUGCACCUGCAAGCUUCCCUGAACGUCAUCUUCUCAGUGAUUUCCACUGAUCCUGCACCUGUUGCCUUAGUGGUAGAAUGUAUUGUAAUAUUCUCACGGUAAACUAUACGUAAUACUUAAGAAAGUUCACACCCUUCUGAAGAACAAUGUUUUCUACCCAGAAGAGUUUACACCCCUCUUUUCUGUAAGACCUUGUUCCUGAUGUCCUGUUAUUAGUGGGCACUCACAUGUCAUUUGCAGCCCUUUAGGGUUUGAAUUUGUAACAUUAGGUAGGAAGAGUGUGAAUUAAAGCCGCUGGACUUUGACUACUUCUGUGCAAUAGAUUAGGAGGUUUGAGCUGGCUCCCAGCUUUGUGAAAUACCUGAACACAGAUCUUUCAAGAGUUAAUACUGUGUAUGUGUUCUGAUUUGUAAUUAAUUUAUGUAACUGUACUUAACUGUGACAUGUAACAUUUAAAGUACCAACAUGAACUGUUGUCAGACAGGAUUAAUAAACAAACAAAUAAAUGCUAACCUUGGAAUGA